Molecule: messenger RNA, 2170 nt
Organism: Meleagris gallopavo (turkey)
Lineage: Eukaryota; Metazoa; Chordata; Aves; Galliformes; Phasianidae
Source: RefSeq, a predicted model, not a curated record
AUGAUGGACAAGUUCGGGCAAGUCUUGACAAGUCCAAGAAAUCUUCUGCCUGAACACUUGCAGGCCAGGGAUCCCUGGAGAGAUAAGCAACUGUUACCAGCUGCUACAUGGCCGACUAAAACAACAGUGUUUUUUUGUUUAUUUUUGUAUCAUUUUUAUGUUACUAGGGCUGGUGGAUUGGGGCUUAAUUUUGUUGGUGCCAAUGUUGUUAUAUUGUUUGAUCCAACGUGGAACCCAGCAAAUGAUCUUCAAGCUAUUGACAGAGCUUACAGGAUUGGUCAAUGCAAAGAUGUUAAAGUGUUUAGACUGAUAUCCUUGGGAACUGUGGAGGAGAUGAUGUACUUACGGCAAGUUUUACAAGCAGGUAAAGUUCAGAAACUAUUCAAAUCACAACUUCACUGUGCAGUGGUUGGAAGUGAAAAUGCUAAGCGAUAUUUCGAGGCAGUGCAAGGAUCAAAGGAGCAUCAAGGAGAACUUUUCGGCAUCCAUAACCUUUUCAAACUUAGGACUCAUGGGUCUUGUCUUACUAAAGACAUCCUGGAGAGGGAAGGACAAGUAGAAGCUGGAGUCAUGACAGUGACUACUUUGUUAAAAGAAGAACCUCCUCAGAGCAGUUCAGAAAAUUGUGAACAACCAGAUUGUGGGGGAACUAGAGGUCCUUCAAGCACUAAAGCGCAGUUAGAGAGAGAAGAAACUGAUUUUCAUGAUUAUUUUAGUGAUGAUGAUAUUCUGGAAAUUUCCAUGAAAAAAACUAACAGAAAGAAGUCUUGCAGUGCAAAUAAUUUAAUGAUAGCAAAGAGACAGCUUUCCUUAGUGCAAUGUAGAUUCUCUAACUUGUUGCAGAGAGAAACUGAAGCUACCAAAAGAAGUGGUAAUAAUAAUGACUCUCACCAUUCAGGUUCUGAUGGCCAGGCUAUAAGAGCACGUAUCAACAGCAAGUGUGAUUAUGUUCAGAAAUAUGAAAGCUGUGUGCAUAUUUUGGAGCACAGGAAAACUGCUCAGUUACCAAAUGGAACUGAUAAACAAGACAUGCAUAAAGCAGAUUGUCUUGUUUUAUCAGACUCUGAAGAAGAGGUGGACAGAGAAAAUGAGGAUCUAUGCAUUUCAAGGCAAAGUGAUGUAGUAAUGGAAACUGAAAGCAGUUCUGAAGAAAAUUGUGAUGUCAUCUUUCCUACCCAAUUUCCAGCAGGUCCCCAAGCAAUGCAUACUAAAAAAAUUGAAAUACAGACUACAGGAUCUGAAAAUUGUGAAGAGUCACUAAAAGAAAAAAAUGAGUUUGUACUUAAGGAAGAAUGUAGACAAUUUCAUAGUACCGAAUCAAAUUUCAGCAAAAUCAUGUCUUUUAAAAGCAUGAAAAACAGCGCAAUAGAUUUGAAAGGUGCAAGCGACAUAAGUGAUGAGUCUGAUGAUAUUGAAAUUCCCUGUCACUCCAAGUCAGGAAAGUUAAGAACAUUUAGCUUCAUGAAAGGGAAACAAAGGCAUACACAAAGCAAUGCACUAGGCAGAUUCUCAAAAUCUCUGCCUCAAAGGAAGAAGCCUUGGAAGAAAGAAAGAGGAAGUGAUUCUCAGUAUAUAGAUGAAUUUUCAUCCUUUGAAGAUAACUUACAGGUUGAAAAAACUCAUACUCGAGAAAAAAGCUGUAAAUGUAAAAACCAGAGAUGCGGAGUUCAGGUCAGAUCUAAAAUGCUCCAUCCUAUUCAGGAUGGGAUGCGCACCAUUGCACAGAUGAAGUCUGGCAAUUAUGCUGUGCAUAGGAGUUAUACACAUGGAGCUCAGUUUGACCAUCAGAAUCAAAAUGUGGAAUCAAUGGACAGAUAUUUAGAUGGGGUUCAAGAAGUGGCGUAUGUGCACUCAAAUCAGAAUGUGGUUGGAUCAAGCAAGGCUGAGAAUCACUUGAGCCGGUGGGCAAUGCGAGAUGUAUUUGAGUUGAAGCAGUUUUCCCAGCUCCCUGCUAAUAUAGCAGUCUGUAGUGCCAAGAAGAUGUUCCCUGAAAAACAUUCCUCUGAGAGAAACAUCAGUGUUUUUGUUUCAGCCAUCAUCAUUUUUCAUUUGUUUCUCGUCGGUUUAAGGCAGAACAUAUCUGAGCAACUAAUAGUUUUGUCCUUUAAAAAUUGCUGAUUUCAAGUAGAAUUUUUUUUAAAUUAAAUUUAACAGAUUAAAAUGUUAUUAC